Molecule: messenger RNA, 2943 nt
Organism: Chinchilla lanigera (long-tailed chinchilla)
Lineage: Eukaryota; Metazoa; Chordata; Mammalia; Rodentia; Chinchillidae
Gene: Eps15l1
Product: epidermal growth factor receptor pathway substrate 15-like 1
Exons: 22
Coding region: 16-2259 (747 amino acids)
Biological process (GO): endocytosis; endosomal transport
Cellular component (GO): plasma membrane; clathrin coat of coated pit; cytoplasm
Molecular function (GO): calcium ion binding; cadherin binding
Source: RefSeq, a predicted model, not a curated record
CCCAGGUGGGGCUCCAUGGGCUUCGGGGUCCCCAGUGGGAAUCCGGUGUAUGACUCUUACUACAAGCAGGUGGACCCGGCCUACACAGGCAGAGUCGGGGCGAGCGAGGCUGCGCUGUUCCUGAAGAAGUCGGGGCUGCCGGACACCACCCUCGGGAAGAUAUGGGACCUGGCGGACCCAGAAGGUAAAGGGUUCCUGGACAAACAGGGCUUCUACGUGGCGCUGAGGCUGGUGGCCUGUGCGCAGAGCGGCCACGAGGUCACGCUGAGCAACCUGACCCUGACCAUGCCGCCGCCCAAGUUUCACGACACCAGCAGCCCCCUGAUGGUCACGCCGCCUUCCGCGGAGGCCCCCUGGGCGGUGCGGGUGGAGGAAAAGGCAAAAUUCGAUGGCAUUUUUGAAAGCCUACUGCCUGUCAAGGGCCUGCUGUCUGGAGAUAAGGUCAAGCCGGUCCUCAUGAACUCGAAGCUGCCUCUCGACGUCCUGGGCAGGGUCUGGGACCUGAGUGACAUCGACAAAGAUGGGCACCUGGACCGCGACGAGUUUGCUGUGGCCAUGCACUUGGUGUACCGGGCCCUGGAGAAGGAGCCCGUGCCAUCUGUGCUGCCCCCGGCGCUCAUCCCACUGUCUAAGCGCAAGAAGCCGGUGUUCCCCGGGGCCGUGCCCGUGCUGCCUGGCAGCCCCCCGCCCAAGGACAGCCUGCGCUCGACACCCUCGCAUGGCAGCGUCAGCAGCCUCAACAGCACGGGCAGCCUGUCCCCCAAGCAUGGCCUCAAGCAGGCACAGCCGGCAGUGGCCUGGGUGGUGCCAGUGGCCGACAAGAUGCGCUUUGACGAGAUCUUCCUGAAGACCGACCUGGACCUGGACGGAUAUGUGAGCGGCCAGGAGGUGAAAGAGAUCUUCAUGCACUCGGGCCUCACGCAGAGCCUGCUGGCCCACAUCUGGGCCCUGGCCGACACGAGACAGAUGGGGAAGCUAAGCAAGGACCAGUUCGCACUCGCCAUGCAUUUCAUUCAGCAGAAGGUCAGUAAGGGCAUCGACCCUCCGCAAGUGCUCUCGCCGGACAUGGUCCCACCCUCGGAGCGCGGCACCCCAGUCCUGGACAGCGCGAGCUCCCUGGGGUCUGGGGAGUUCACCGGGGUGAAGGAGCUCGACGACAUCAGCCAGGAGAUCGCCCAGCUGCAGAGAGAGAAGUACUCCCUGGAGCAGGACAUCAGAGAGAAGGAGGAGGCCAUCCGACAGAAGACCAGCGAGGUGCAGGAAUUGCAGAAUGACUUGGACCGGGAGACGAGCAGUCUGCAAGAGCUCGAGGCCCAGAAGCAGGAUGCUCAGGACCGGCUGGACGAGAUGGACCAGCAGAAGGCCAAGCUGCGGGACAUGCUGAGCGACGUCCGGCAGAAGUGCCAAGAUGAGACGCAGAUGAUCUCCUCGCUGAAGACCCAGAUCCAGUCGCAGGAGUCCGACCUGAAGUCGCAGGAGGACGACCUGAACCGCGCCAAGUCGGAGCUGAGCCGGCUGCAGCAAGAGGAGACGCAGCUGGAGCAGAGCAUCCAAGCCGGGCGCGCGCAGCUGGAGACCAUCAUCAAGUCGCUCAAGUCCACGCAGGACGAGAUCAGCCAGGCGCGGAGCAAGCUGUCCCAGCUGCACGAGAGCCGGCUGGACGCGCAGCGGAGCCUCGAGCAGUACGAGCAGGCGCUGGACGGCGCGGGCCUGGCCGAGCUGACUGCCCUCAGCGAAGGCGUCGCCCUGGCCGAGCGGGGUGGCUUCGGAGCCAUGGACGACCCUUUCAAAAGUAAAGCCUUGUUGUUUAGCAACGACGCCCAGGACCUGCACUCGGACCCCUUCCAGGCGGAGGACCCUUUCAAGGCCGACCCCUUCAAAGGCGCCGACCCCUUCAAAGGUGACCCGUUCCAGAGCGACCCCUUCGCCGAGCAGCAGGCGGCGGCUGCAGAUCCCUUUGGAGGAGACCCCUUCAAAGAAAGCGACCCAUUCCGCGGCUCUGCCCCUGAGGACUUCUUCAAGAAGCCGCCAAAGAGCGACCCGUUUACCUCAGACCCCUUCACGAAGACCUCGUCCCUCCCUUCAAAGCUCGACCCCUUCGAGUCCAGCGACCCCUUCUCCUCCAGCGCCUCCUCUAAAGGAUCAGACCCCUUCGGGACCCUGGACCCCUUCGGGAGCUGGGCCUUCAGCGGUGCCGAGGGCUUUGCUGACUUCAGCCAGAUGUCCAAGGGAGCCCAGGUGUGCAGGCCCCUCCCGUGAGGUUCGGACACACUCGCCGCCCUCCCCAGCGUCCGGCAGCAGGGGUGGCGUGGAGGCCGCGUGGGGCUCGCAGGCGACGUCUGUCCGGUGCGCACACGGCUUGUGCUCUCCACGAGGCGGUGGGCCCUCCCUGUGGCCCGGCACAGGGGCAGCCUUGGCAUGGUCCCCGGCCCUGCCUUCCCACCCUGCUCCGCCCGGGCUCUGCUAUGGUUGGCACUGGGCUUCUGGAGAAGCCUGUGAGUCCUCAGGCCCUGCCCCAGAGUGCCAGCGGAGGUGUCCCCACUCUGCCCACACGGCACCACGGUCUGAAGAGGGCCCCCUGCCUAUGUUGCCCUCCAGGGCCCUCCCAGCGCCUGAGAGGCAGUGGGGCCACGUGGGAACGGGGCUCAGGGGGACCCAGUUCUGGACAUGUCCGGGCUAGGCCUGCAGGGCAGGUCAGCAGGACCAGGACUGGCAGCCUGUCCGGCUUGGGAGCAUCCCCACUGAGGCCUCCCGCCCAGCUGGCCGAGCUGUCCAGCUGUCCCCGGGCAGGCCGGUUGACGGGAGCCGCCCACCUGCUCCCUGCUCCAGGCACGGCCAGGGCGACGGGGCGUGUGCUCGCUCGGCCGGGACCCCGUGCCCCUGGGCCACGCACUGAUUUUCAAGAACAACAGCGGGGUAUAAAUAAACGUGGAGGAAAUGAAA